Messenger RNA from [Torrubiella] hemipterigena, 2554 nucleotides. The record is from the annotation of a GenBank genome assembly. NCBI's taxonomy places the organism in Eukaryota, Fungi, Ascomycota, Sordariomycetes, Hypocreales, Clavicipitaceae.
GCCCAAUUCGCGAACAAACAGUCGUACCUCCUCAAGUCGUCCACCGUCCACACAUCAUAUUCACCAUGUUCGCCCGCGCCGCUACCCGCACCACCACCUCGCUGGUCACCAAGCGUGGCUUCCACGCUACCCGUCCUCGCAUGUCCUCUCCUUACCAUUACCCCGAGGGCCCCUACAGCAACUUGCCCUUCGACCCCCGCAAGAAGGGUUUCGCUCUUGGCUACUGGGCUUUCAUGGCCACUGGCUUCCUUGCCCCCUUCGGCAUUGCUGUCUACCAGACCAGCAAGUCCGCCGAAUAAUUUAAUAAAAUUGACUUAUCUGCAUUUGUUCUUCGUUGGCCGGUGUUGAUUCGACUCGAGGCGGUGGAGGAAUCGUUAUUGUGUUAUACCUCGGAUAGAUUUUCUCACAGUCCACACACUGGCUGUAAAACAUAGUUCCCUUUGUCAAAGAAAAGAAAUUAUUACAUUACAGACACUACGAUUGAUCUUGUAUGUUGUAUGAGAACGUGUGACUAAUAAGGAAAUAUUCAAGAUUAAUGCCUUUUCGGCUCUAUGCAGGUGAUGACGCAAGUAAAUAUCAAAACUAAUGUUACAUAAUGUACAGGCUAUGCUAUGUAUUUAGAAAUCAAUCAUCUUGUUCAAGCUUGCCCUCAUUCGACUGGAUCUCGUCUUGGAGCUAUCCAGUUCUAGCCAAGUCUGAUGUACGUCCCUGUCACGCAAGAUGUUGUCGAAUAUCUCAUGCAUAUAGACUUGACGAUCAGGGACGACAUCCCAGCGCUUUUCAAGAGCAGCAAACGUAUCGAUGACCGCUUCAAUAGAAGAACACUUUUUCACCGCACGGAGUGCCCAGAUAACGACCCAGGUGUCAAUGAAGAAUUCGGACGUUUCUUCAUCUCGUGCGAGAUAUAGGGCAUUCAACACGUCUUGGAGACGUUGUUCGCUCCACAGCGAACCCUCGUAGCCUCCAUAGGAAAAGAAACCCUUGAACAAGGCUAGGAAAAUGGUUGCGUGAACAGGGAUUUUGAGAGCCUUCAUCUCAUCCAGAUAUUGCGCUACCUUACCAAUGUCUCCCACUCGAAUUGCGUAAUGUUCGAUGAGGAGUCUGUAGGUAUGGAUAUCUGGUGAUAUGAGGACGUUGGUUUGCAGCGAAUCCUUGAUUUGUGGAUGAACUUUUCCAAUCUUGGUAAACAUCAUCAGAACCUUGGUAAUGACUCUGCCUAACAUAUAGUCUCGCUCAGGCAUAUCGGGUGCCAGUACAUGUCCCUGUUUCAUUCUUUCAUAGGUAUAUUCGGCAGCCAUUUCUUCGCCACAUCGCAAAAGCCCGGCAAUGACGCAGUUGAGUACCACAGUGUCAAUCAUUUCACCAGACUCAACCAUUUCCUUGUACGCUGAGCGCAAGCCAUCCGCAUCAAGUUUGAGCCCAAAGAAGUGGAUUAAACUGACGUGGUGGUACCGAUUAAAGUCGAUACCACGGUUUUCCAUCUCUUGAUAGAUCAUGUCGGCCAGAUCGUAGUUGCCAGCCUUUGCUGCAACAUCGAAUAAGAUAUUAAAGGUCACAUCAUUACCGGGGAGACCAUGUUCUUUCUCCAUUUCGCGCCAGAGUUUCAGUGUUGUUUCAAGCUCAUAAGAUGUCGUUUUUGAGGCGUAUGAUGAUGCAAAUGCUAAACCGUAGUUCCACUCUGCCAGUCGCAUUGUGAGACCAGCAUCUCGGAUGUCGGACACAAGCUCAAAAUAUCGAACCAUGCCUGACUUGCUUUUUGUUCGGGGCGUACCCAUAACUUUCAUGAGUCGUGUUCGCCAUUGCCACGUUAGGUACAACAUGCGUGGUUCAGGUAGUUGGCAGUAUAAUUUAUAGAUUGCGGAUAGCGAUGUUCGACGAGGUUGUCGCAUACGUUGUCGAAUAGCCGCGCAUAGUUUUGCAAUAACCUCUUGUAUCUCGUCUGUCGCCUUGGCAGUUUCUUCUGCACUUGGGUAUUGUAUAUCAUUCUUUCUAUCCGAUAUCUGUACGCCGGGGCUUUGGGGGUUGGCGUAGCCUCUCCGAUAUGGGUCUCGAUGGAAGUCAAACUGUUCAUCCACGUUUGCAUAGGUUGGAACACCGGCAACGUAGGAUAGAAUUUGUUGCUUCGUUUGUAUAUAUGAUGGUUUCUUCGUGUCGGUAUCAACCGAAGUUGUAUUGGGUUCCGGUGGCGCGGUGCUUUGCGUUGAAGAGAAUCGUGCGUUGCGAAGAGACAGUCGGGCUGUCGUAGGGAGCCUGUGUGGUUGGACUCCAGGGGCAAAGGUCGAAAGUAUCCAGGCAGAGCUUUUCGUACAAGCAUUCAGACGCUGCUCUUGAGGCUUUGGUCCUAUGCCUGGAGCAAUAGUUUUGCUAGAUAGACUCCUUUGCCCCGAAGCAGGACAAGCCGCUGCAACUUUCCAUGCUGCCACCGAUCUCUUUGAAAGCACCGCGCCGCAUAUAGAUCCUUCGAUUCGAGUAGGGUUCAUCAUAGAUUUGUUGCCAUUUUGGUGGCACCGGUAAUGCUGGUUGGCAUGGCCACACACGACGUGUAGCUAUGGUG